Molecule: messenger RNA, 1453 nt
Organism: Ostrea edulis (European flat oyster)
Lineage: Eukaryota; Metazoa; Mollusca; Bivalvia; Ostreida; Ostreidae
Exons: 6
Coding region: 572-1357 (261 amino acids)
Source: RefSeq, a predicted model, not a curated record
GCACGUUCAAGUUGGCGAGGAAACCAUUCAGACAACUUGUCUCCAUUCAUGGAUAUCUCAAGACCGGGCCGACGUGAAGCAAGUACCUCUGGUUUAUGCACUGACGUCCGGGAAGAACGGAAAAGAUUAUAAGAAGGUCUUCAAGGAGAUUGUCCGGAUGUUGCCAACUGAACCAGCAGUUGAAUUGUUUACAACCGACUUCGAGAGAGGCAUCUGGAAAGGCCUUCGUGACGUUUUUCCGGACCCAAGGCUGUGCCUUUCAUUGGUCAAAAGCAGUACAUAUGCUGUAUAUGGAAAAGUCCAAGAACUUGGAUUACAGGUGGCCUACCAAGAUCGGGAUGAUGUAAACAAGUUUGUUCGUAAACUUAUGGCUCUCCCACUCAUACCAGAGGAACACGUACUUCCAUCAUUUCACCAGAUGACAACUGGGAUUCCUGAAGGGCCGAUGCAGCGACUACUGGACUACGUCGAAGAGACGUGGAUAAACAGCCGGACGUGGCCCGUGGGAUCUUGGUGUAAUUACGGACAGGCCAUCCGCGCCAAAAACGAAGUUGAGGGCUAGCACACGCGCAUGAAUGUCAACAAGGCGAAGGGAACGCACAACCUCCCAUUCUAUAUACUUGUCAACCUGUUGAGGAAGGAGGCUGACUUGCUACCCCUACAGAAAAGGCUGAAAAGGAGACUCCCUUUUUAUCUUCCGACGCAAACGAUUGAAAUGAAACCAAAAAUAGUAUAUUCAUUUUCAACAUGGGCUCCGACGAAUGUGUCGCGUGUUCCAGGAAAGUUUCUGCACGACAACAUGCACUUCAGUGUAACACAUGCAGUUUAUGGCAACAUAGGGUGUGCGACACGGCAAAGGUAUCGACAGAUGAUGAAGAGCGAUGAAACCAUAGAGUUCAUAUGCACGAGAUGCCGUGAAGACGAAACCGACAGAGCACCUGCCUUUCUGCGAUUAAGCCAAAGGGCCACUUCACCAGAAUUGAGAAGCCUGGUACAAUACAUUGAAAACGCCUGGUUAGACAGCCCUGUAUGGAAUCCAAGAAAUUGGUCUUUUUAUCGGCAGUCCAUCAGGACAAACAACGAUGUAGAUGGUUACCACACCAGGAUAAAUGCCGACAUUGGCAGAGGGCACAUGUCGUUUUAUAUCGUUGUCCCUGCUCUGCGGCGAGAGACGAACAUCGUAGAUCUCACAUUCAGACUUGUCAGCGAGGAGCAGAUUCUGCGGGAUCAGAGAAGAAAACAAGCCAGGUUGGAAUGCAGGCUACACCAGUGCUGGCAAGAUUACGAAGAGGGUGAACGGACUGUGUCGCAGCUACUCAGUGAUUGUGGACGUAUAUAUGGACCGUCUAACGAUUAACGGGUGUACGGAGAUACUUAUAUGGGAGAGAAACUGAAAGUCAUAUAUAUGUUUUAAAAAUAUUGUUACCUUAUCUUAAAUAAAAAUUAACCCUUU